AAUGGAUUAGAGUUAAGGGUUUGAGAGAUCUAGAUUUAUAAAUUACAAUUCAGAUUCUUUCGAUUGUGGAAUAUGCUAACGUGUACCUCGUGAUCCUAAUGAAUGUGCUGAUUGUGGAUAAAUAUACUGUGCAUCCUGUCUUGAUUAAUAAUAACCUUUGUAAAAAAAUUCUUAUGUUUUGUUAGAAAAUGUGUUUGUGGUAAAAUAAACUUAAUUUAAAAAAUACAAGGGGCUUUAAAAAAAAUAUAUGAUGAAUUAGAAUUGAAAUGUAAUUAGCACAUUCAUUUUUUUAAGGUUAAUUUUGUCAAAAUGGGAUAAAAUUAAAUUAAAUCCAAUCACAUGAAGCAGGGUGUGAUAAAAAAUGUAUAAAUUAUGAAUUUUGUGGACACCUUGUACCAAAAGAAAAUAAUGAUAAAGUAAUUUAUUAUAAUCAUCAAGAUUUGUGAUACUUUAUGUAAAUUUUUGCAUCUCAUUAAUAAAGCAAAUAAAAAAUAAGAGAUCUAUUAAUAUUUAAGAGAUUUACCUAUAUAAAAUAUUGUAAUACAGGAGAAAAAUAUAAAGAGUAUUGAUUCCCCCUUGAAUUAAAUUGGUUCUAUAAUAUGGGAUAAGAAAAGAAUGGGUGUUGGAAUUAAUCUUUCAGAUAGUGAUCAGAAAGCAUUUCUGGAUGAUUAAGCUCACACAUUUAAAACUGUCAUUGCUAAAUAUGGUUUUGAGUAAGGAAUUGUAUAUUGGGAAAUAAAAGUAGAUAAGAGAACUGAAAAUGAAUUAAAAAUUGGUGUUACAAAUAAAAGAGAUUUUAAUUAUGAUUAAGCAUUUUGUGAUUUUGAAUAUGGUUGGGCUUAUUAUGGAUUAGCAUAAGUAAAUAUUGAAUAUUUAACAAUAGUUACGUCAUAAUAGCAAUGCAAAUGGUCCUACAUAUGGUAAAAAAUUUAAGAAUGAUGGAGAGAUAGGAGUUUGUCUCAAUAUGAAUUAAGGAACAUUGAUGUUCAGUUUAAAUGGAGAAUUUUUGGGUUGUGCUUUUAAAGAUGAAAAAUUAAAAGUUGGACCUAUAUAUCCAGCAGUGGCAUUACUUAAUUAUGCUGGUUGUAAAAUAACAAGUGGUAAACCUGUUCCAUAGAUAUUCUAAUAAUGAUC
Paramecium pentaurelia is the source of this 1134-nucleotide messenger RNA. NCBI's taxonomy places the organism in Eukaryota, Ciliophora, Oligohymenophorea, Peniculida, Parameciidae. The record is from the annotation of a GenBank genome assembly.